AUGUCAGGCCUUCCAUGUUUCGGCAGUGCGCAUGUGCAAAAAACACCCUCUUCUCCAGCCGAUGUGAUUGUGAAUACUACUGCACCAGAUCUACAGCUACGGAAUGGUGUUGUUUCAAAGUCAAUUCAUGACAGUGCUGGAAAAGAAAUACAAGACGAAUGUUUCAAGAAGUAUCACAGAAAUCUAGAUAAUGGAGAGAUAGUUAUAACAAAAGGAUACAAGUUAAAGUGCAAGCAUGUAUUCCAUGGAGCACUUCAAGCCUAUGAUAGGAGAAAAGAUGAACAUUCAUUGCAGCACAUAGAAAAGUUCAUCACAGACUGUCUAUGGAAGGCCAACUUCCUGGGUCACAAAAGUAUAGCCUUUCCUGUCAUUGGUACUGGAAGGCUUGAGUACCCAGCUCACAGGAUUGCUGAUGCUUUGUUUAAGGGUGUGAAAUCAUUUGAGAAAGAAUGUACUAGUGCAAUGACCAUUCAGCUUGUUAAAGUUGUUAUAUUUAAAGACAGUGAAGUGGUUAAAGUUUUUGAGAGUAAGAAGAUAAAAUAUGAGAAAGAAGAUGACAAAAUUGUGAAACAAGAAGUUGACCAUUUGACAAGUAGGAAGAUGCAAUGUUCUGGAGUGACUAUAAAUGCAGAAAUGGCUUCCUCUGCGGCCGCAUGUGGAAUGGCAGAAGCUCUUGUGGUUUUCUUUGAUAACACCUCUGUCCCAACAUUGAAGACCAGUCAGUUGUUGAAAUAUAUGGGAAAUUCAGCAGCUUCAGAGUUCUCUGCAAAUCGUAAUGUGAAGAAACCUUUUGCAACAAAACCUGGCAACCUGAGCAACAAUACAGUUAUCCAUGUUCCUGUCAAAAAUACACAGAACAGUUUGAAAGAGGGUUUUCAAAGAGGUCUUCGAUUGGCCGACAGUAAAAUGAUAUAUUCAGCUGCAGUGUAUUUUGAUGCAAAAGAGA
Mercenaria mercenaria is the source of this 946-nucleotide messenger RNA. RefSeq names its product protein mono-ADP-ribosyltransferase PARP14-like. Gene Ontology annotation, molecular function: transcription corepressor activity. The record is from RefSeq and is a predicted model, not a curated record. Lineage: Eukaryota; Metazoa; Mollusca; Bivalvia; Venerida; Veneridae. The annotation marks the transcript as partial. Gene Ontology annotation, cellular component: cytoplasm; nucleus. The transcript is spliced from 7 exons. Gene Ontology annotation, biological process: negative regulation of gene expression.